CUUUAUCGACUGUGACACCCAUCGCUUUUUCACGGCAAGUAGAAGGGGAAAGUGUGCACGCGUGCGCAAUGGAAAUCAGUUGUCGGAAAAACGCCGAAUUUUGGUUGUAAAAUAAUUUUGUAAGCUAAAAAUGAAGGGAAAAAUACACAAUAGCGAGGAAGAUAAUUAUAUCCCAUGUCAUCGCGUUAAAUAACAUUACCGAACUUUUUCAACGAUGAUAAGUGUCCCCUGCAGUAUGACAGCAGUGUGUACAAUAACAUGGCUCUGGAUCGGUUCGUUGCUUCUUCUUGGGAUCAUUGAAAUUGUAGUUUUUAGGAAGUAACAAAGCUGUACGCGAGAUAGAUUUUUGGACAAUUUAGGAGCUCAACAAUACGGAAAUAUGGCUGAUAAAAGGCAACAAAACUUAUCGAAGGAGGAAAUAGCCAAACAGUUUAUGUUACCGGAGAGAAAGAGCAAAAUUGCUACUUUAUUGAAACAAGAUGGUCAAGCUUACUGUAUCUGUAGGAGUUCCGAUAGUUCCCGUUUCAUGAUAGGUUGCGAUGCCUGCGAAGAAUGGUACCAUGGCGACUGUAUAAAUAUUACGGAGAAGGAUGCCAAGCACAUAAAGCAAUUCUUUUGUAUUCGCUGCAGAGAAGAAGAUCCUACCCUGGUGACUCGUUACAAACCACGCAAGACAGAGCAAGAAGAUCGCAAAUAUAAGAAGCACAAAGAGAAAGAACGAGCUCACAGGUACGAGUAUGAUGCACCCUGGGACCCAACUUUAGUAAAAAAAUCGUCGAAACGUUGCGGACAAUGCACAGGCUGUAUAAGAACCGAAAACUGUGGGAAAUGCGACGCGUGCAGACAUUUGAAGAAAUUCGGGCCCUCGGUACGGUUAAAGCUUAGAUGCAUACAAAGAACUUGCAGAGUGUUGGGCGAUCCGUUGAAACCGUCGAAAAGUUUCAAUAAAAGUUCGAAAUUCAUCAAGAAACGCAAGAGGGAUUCGAGCAACGAAAGGAACGAAUACCUCGAAGUGCCAAGACACUGUUACGGUCCAGCCUGCACAAAACAGUCGCGUACCGGUAGCAAGUACUGCUCCGACGAGUGUGGAUUAAAACUGGCAACUAACAGGAUCUACCAAGUGCUGCCGCAACGGAUACAGGAAUGGUCGUUGACACCGUGCAUCGCGGAACAGAACAACCGAAGAGCGCUGGAGUCUGUCAGGAGGCAGCAAUACGACGUCAGACGGAUACUCCAGGAACUGGACAAAAGACACACCGAGUUGGACAAGAUCGUGGAGCGGGCUAAACACGCGACUAUAGACCCACAAGCGGAAGUGGACGACAACGACGACACCGAGAUGAGCAUGUACUGUAUCACUUGCGGGCACGAGAUCCAUUCCAGGACCGCCAUCAAACACAUGGAGAAAUGUUUCAACAAGUACGAGUCUCAAGCGUCGUUCGGUUCCAUCUUCAAGACGCGCAUCGAGGGACAAGUGAUGUUUUGCGAUUUCUACAAUCCCGCGAAUCGAACCUACUGCAAAAGGUUGCGGGUACUGUGCCCGGAGCAUUGCAAGGAUCCGAAGAUCAGCGAGACAGAGGUUUGCGGGUGUCCCCUGGUCACCAAUGUGUUCGACACCACCGGAGAAUUCUGUCGUGCCCCGAAGAAGAGUUGCGUGAAACAUUAUGUCUGGGAGAAACUGCGCAGAGCAGAGAUCGACAUGGAAAGAGUGAGACAGUGGUUGAAGAUAGACGAGUUGGUGGAACAGGAAAGACAGAUCCGAGCGAACAUGGCUACGCGUGCCGGGGUUCUGGCGCUGAUGCUGCACUCCACGUACAAUCACGAGCUAAUGGAACAGAUGACGCAAGAACAGAACAGGGAACAGUUGGAAGCAAUGGAGGAAGAACUUCAGCGUAGGUAUGGUAUGCUGCAGAAAGAACAAUCCGCGGUGCAAUGAUGGCUCUCGCAUCUUUAAGGAUACUUCUACUGCUGUACGGUGCAUGGAACUGUUUAAACGUACCUCCGCGACGUGUUCAUUAUAGCGUUACCUAUUAAUGUAUUAUCGUACGAUGCGACAAUGACUGUAAACCUGUUCCUCGAUCUUCGUCGAUUCGUACGUGUUAAGUAUAUGGAAUUGUAGAAGGUCGUUUCCGCGAUGAAAUCGAAUGAUUGUAAAUAAGAGGAUAAAUAGCGGGAAAUCGAAAUGGAACGUACACCACUACCGGAACGAGUCUACCGCUAGAGAGUUCUAGUUUCAAGGGUGUCAACGCCAACGCGUCUCUACACGGAUAUCUGCGAACAGCAACAAUCGUCCCCAGACCGAGUCUGCGUAAUUGUGUAUUUCUCUUUAUUUAUAACGUUCAAUUAAACUUUUGUAAAUUCAAAUUCAUAAUAUAAUUUGUCCAUUACCUAUUUUUAGUGUUCACAAUAUAUCGUUUCACAUUAUAUGAUUGCACAUGUGAAUCAAAUCAAUUAACUCGUUAUAUGAAACAUAAUUUCAACGUUUCUAAAAUUUACCACACUUUUAACUUCAAUAAAUAUAUUACUUGCUUAAUUUUAAUCGGUUAAGUUCCGACUCGUCGCUAGAAAGGAUAUUCUCUCAAAAUACUUCUGAAUUACAACAAUUUCCAAUCGCAACACAGGAUAUUACAUAUUCUGGCACAGUACAACUCUCUCUAUACUGUUUUUUCUUUUUUUUCUUUUUUCUUCGUCGUCUAUAUACAUAUGUACAUACGUACACACACACAUAUUCCUCUUC
Molecule: messenger RNA, 2737 nt
Organism: Nomia melanderi (Alkali bee)
Lineage: Eukaryota; Metazoa; Arthropoda; Insecta; Hymenoptera; Halictidae
Product: CXXC finger protein 1
Biological process (GO): positive regulation of DNA-templated transcription
Cellular component (GO): Set1C/COMPASS complex
Molecular function (GO): DNA binding; zinc ion binding
Source: RefSeq, a predicted model, not a curated record